AUACCCAGCUUUUGUUACACGACAAGUCAACAACGUUAAUCGACAGGUGACACUCGGGACUGAGUAGCCGACUAUAACAAUCUGUCAGAACAUUUAUAAUAUAUUAUUGGCACAGACGAACUAUUCCGCCAUUGUUUUUCAAGUUAGCAACUUAAUCGUACGGUGGUGUAUUAAAUCCCUUAAUCUAUUUUAUUGGCGGGUAUAAACUGAAUAUAUUGUAGUGUGUGAUAAUACUAGCAGUCAACACGGGCCUCUGUACCGUUAAUCAUUAACAGUCUUGCAUUUAGCGAAGAAAGUAGAAACGUGUUCAGGGACUUAGGAACGUCGACAGCAUGGCAGACAAUCUGAAUGAAGAACAAAUUGCCGAAUUUAAAGAGGCGUUCAGCUUAUUUGAUAAAGAUGGCGACGGAACGAUUACCACCAAAGAAUUAGGAACUGUAAUGCGGUCAUUAGGUCAAAACCCAACGGAGGCUGAAUUACAAGAUAUGAUAAAUGAAGUAGAUGCAGACGGUAAUGGUACGAUAGAUUUCCCCGAAUUUUUGACGAUGAUGGCUCGAAAAAUGAACACGGUUGAUUCCGAUGAAGAACUUAAAGAAGCAUUUAAAGUAUUUGAUAAAGACGGUAACGGUUUCAUAAGUGCGGCCGAAUUAAGGCAUGUUAUGAUAAAUCUAGGUGAAAAACUCACCGAUGAAGAAGUGGAUGAAAUGAUUCGAGAAGCUGAUAUAGAUGGGGAUGGACAGGUUAAUUAUGAAGAAUUUGUGAUGAUGAUGUCUACAAAAUAAAGAUUUUUGUACGUUUUUAAAAAAAGACAGAAUAAAAUUCCAUGUUUCAACGUUCUUCAUACUACUUAUAAUAUAUGGAGUCGCAACAUGGAACAAUCUUUAUAUUAUUAAAAAGAUAAUAACCGAAAAAUGCCACAGUGCGUGGAAUUUAUUUGGGCAAAUAUGUCAGUCUGUGCAUACUCAUUUCGGUUAUGUUUGUGUCUAAACUGCUGACCUGUCUAUACAUACAGCCUAUUUAUUAUUUGAUGGAUGUGUAUUUAUAUAUACAUGUACGGUAUAUAAAACUUUAUAAUAACUAUAUACAAUUAGGAUUAUUUAUAACAAAACAAUAAUUAUACAUGGCUUAUUUCCUUUAUUUUUCCACAUACAUAUGGACUCUAAAUGUCAAAUUAUAUCCUACAUAAUGAAUGAGUCCCUCGGUAUAAUUAAUCAUUUAGGUCUGAAUUAAACAGAAAUAUUUACACGAUCAUGUUAUACGACAAUACAAUAUCACUGAAUAUCGCAAAAGAAUUAAAAAUCUAAUAUAAUUUUGAAAGAACGUAGGCUGAUUAUUGAAACAAUUCUUGAGAAGGCUAUUGGAUGAGCUAUAUUAUGAAUUUUAUAUCAUUAACAAAAGCUUAGAAUUUCUGAUAAUAUAAUCAGCUUUUAAGCUAAUCGUCAGUUCGCGUGUUAUUGAACAUAUGAAAAUAUGAUGUGUAUGCAUCAUUAUUUCUAUCGUAUCACAUGACUUGAAUCUGGGAUUUGAAAGGAUGAUAACCCCAGUUUUAAUUUAUUAACGAUUCUAUUUGAUCCGAAUAAGUAUUUAGGUCAUUCUUUUUAUUAUACAUUUAUAUUUGUACAUAUUUGUAUAUUUAUUACUUAUAUUACAUAACAUCAACUCUCUCUCCCUUUCGUUCUCAUUUUGUAAGUUGAUAAUGUAUGUUAAGCCUUGUAGCCUGGUUCGGUCAGUAUUGCUCUCUGAUUCUGAAAACCAGGUAAGGUUUGUGGUGUAGGUUGUGACCAUUGCCAAUGUUAAUUACAUUCUAUUCAGUUCAUAAUUAUAGUUGUAUUAAUUCUCACCAGAAGCACAUCUUUUGCCAAAUAUUGCAGAUGUGCCUUAUGCACGCAAUUUGCCUUGGUGUUCAAGCUGAUGCUGUGGGCUUUCUGUGACCUAAAAUAUCACUCAAAGCAUGGGAUUUAUAUGUUUUUCAUUUUUAUUCUGACCAUAUUUGCAAAUGAUUUUUCAAUGUGACGAUAUCCCAAACGCCUGAAUAUAAAUUUGCGAACUCUUUCGCGUUUUAUGGACAGGGUUUGUCUGUUUACAGGAAGCGAGUAAAUCCCAGUGAAGUUUUCCAAGGAUACCAAAUUCAGCAAUCCUCCUGUAACAUAACUGAUGCCACUAACUUUAUCUGUGGGUAUUUUGUGUCCCCCGCCAUUCAAAGAAAGCAGGGGACAAUUAAAAUGGGUAUGUCCGUCUGUCUGCCUGUGCGUCUAGCUGUCCCACUUUUUGGGACACAAAAACUCUCCUUCGAGAGAUAAGCAGUUUGAUUUGUUGAUGUUUUGGGACACGAUAACUCAUUAAUUGAGAGUGAUGAAACUUGGUGUAGAGUUUCAUAACAACAAUACCUUGACCAAGUUCGAUAAUGAGCCACCAAGUUUAAGCAGAGAUAAACAAUUUGAUUGAUUGAGACUUUGGAACACGAUAAUUUUGGUUCUAAUUAGGUGAGGGCGCCGAAACUCUUGAGUAUAGAUUCAUUAUAUCAAUACAUUGACUAAGAGAAUUUUCUGCAUAGUCUAAGUAGCGAUAGGUAAUUUGAUUGUUCAAGACUUUUGAACAUAAUAACUCUGCUUUUAAUUGAGGUAUAGAUGUUCAUUAGGCGAAUGUCUCGAUUGAGUUCAAUGAUUAAUAUUUCCUGCUAAAGUAAGCAGAGCUUAGCAAUUUCAUUGGUCGAUGCUUUGGUACAAGAUAACUUUGAUUCUAACUGAUGGAGAGUGAUGAAACUUAGUGUAUAGUUUUACUACCAGGUACUUCAAAACCUGACUGAGUUUGAUCGUGAACAUUUUAUGCCUAGACUAAGCAUAAAUAAUCAGUAUAAUUACUCGAUACUUUUGAAAAUUAAUGUGCAUUUAAUAAAUUAUGUGUUAUCUGUUUAUUUUGGGAAUUUUGGCGUGGGACAUCAGCCUCACUGUUGGCUUGUUUUUUUAAACAUUAGACAGCAAUAUUUAUUGAAUCUGGCUAUUAAGACAAGUUUGCCUUUAUUCUGCAUUCCAUGGCAUUUAAAAGCUCAAUCCAUUGCUAUGCUUAUCAGGUUAUUCAUAUGAUGCGCCAGAAAAAAAUCUACAUUUGAAAGUGUCAAUUCUAUGCCAGUUCUAAGAGAAAUAUGUUUUAUCCCAAAUAAUUUCUCAAAGAAAACGGACAGCUUGGUGCAAAGUAUUGGCUUAAAGAUUGUACAUUAUUUUGUUUGUUAUUUAUUUAUUUAUUUAUUAAAACCAUAAACGUGAGUAUUAAUUUAAUUUUGAUAUUUGUUAUGGGAAUAUUAAAUAAUAACUAUACAUGUAAAUAUUCAAAGAUAAUUUUCUUUCUAAUGGAUGGUGGCUCUUAUAGUUAAAAUAUCAUGCCCACGGCCUAUAGGACAAUAGUAAAGCAAUAGGUUUUAUAACCACGGAGAUGAACUCCUAGAGAGAAAACCCAAGCAUUUUACUGACAUCGCUUUAGAUUUAGUUGAAUUUUACUGAAACUAUUCCUUUAAGGUGUUUCUGAUCCACUUCAUCUGAAUCGUGUUAACAUAAUGUGAAAGAUGUUUCAAAGAGUUAUCUCCCAUUAUGAAUGCACUGGUGGACAAUAAUUAUUUUGUUCGAAUGAGAACUAUUUCAUUGCUUACGAGUUAACAUAGUGUGUAGGAAAUAAUUAUAUUUUUUUCUGUUUAACAUUAUUAUAGUAUGUUGGAUUUGUAAUUAUUGAAGACGUUUAUAGCUAGAGUAAUCGUUAUUUGAAUCUAAAAUCUACAAAAGUUUUUACCACAGAAUUGUGCUAAUUAAUUAGAUUUUCGCCAUUUUUUUCCUGAUAUUUAUGACUUCGUUGUGUAAAGAUCUGACACUAUUUUCUAUAAACAUAGCUUUGUGGAGUAAAUUUGUAAGGAUUAAAACUGGUCAAAAUUAAAGAGGUAAAUAGGGUCGAACAGAAACCCCGAGGGGCGUUAUGGAAAUUUCACAUUUUUAUUAUCACGUUACCAGAUCUUUCAGUAAUUCUAAGUAGAAAAUUUAAAUAGAUAUCCUAAUAAAAAAUGUAGUUAGUUUGCUUGUAGAAUUUGAAUUGUUUAUGUAUUUAAUCUAAUUUUUUAUUAAUUAAUAUAUGUCUAAUUAUUUAAAUAUUUGAACCUGUUAAUACCUUACCCAAUUGUUAUCUAUUUCAUUCAUGUUUUGGGCCUAUCAAUAAAAAAAAUUGUCAUUGUUAUAUCACAAUACUGGCGUACUUCGACUUUUCAGGAUAAUAAAUUUGUUUUUAUGCAUUUUGCCUUACAUGCAUUUUUGCAACUUUUAUGCAUUGUUUCCUUCCAGCCGUUUUUAUUUAAAAAUAAUAUUUGACACUUUUAUUGUAAAUGCAAAUAUGAUCAUUCCAUUCUGUAAAGCCAUUUGUAAUUAUGGUAUCCUGUCUGUUUCAUUGUAUGAUUUCAUUCUGUGCCCCCUGUUUAUUAUUGCAAUGUGGUCUAAGGAUUAAAAUUUUAAUAUCUUUAAA
Molecule: messenger RNA, 4497 nt
Organism: Patella vulgata (common limpet)
Lineage: Eukaryota; Metazoa; Mollusca; Gastropoda; Patellidae
Product: calmodulin-A
Exons: 5
Coding region: 333-782 (149 amino acids)
Molecular function (GO): enzyme regulator activity; calcium ion binding
Source: RefSeq, a predicted model, not a curated record